Trichoderma asperellum CBS 433.97 is the source of this 2418-nucleotide messenger RNA. NCBI's taxonomy places the organism in Eukaryota, Fungi, Ascomycota, Sordariomycetes, Hypocreales, Hypocreaceae. The record is from RefSeq and is a predicted model, not a curated record.
AUGUGGCUGCUAGAAAACGAAGAGGCCUUUGAAGGCCGUCGACUAUGGCUGCGUCCGGGCAAAACGUACCUCUUUGGGAGGACUGCAGCAGAGCCUGGACAGCUUGCAAUCUCACAUAAUACCAUCUCGCGCAAACACCUGACAAUCACCGUCCAAAGCGUCGCAGAGGGGCAUGCACAUAAUCUAUCGAGCCGGUCACACAUUAAGAUUGAGGAUCUGGCGACAAAGAUAGGGACAAUUGUCAACGGACAAAAAAUUAAAGGAAGCAUUUAUGAUACCCAAGUUGAAGAGUACGAGAUCAUACUGGGCAAGAGUCCCAGCAAAUUCAGGCUAAAAUGGCAUCCAGCAGUCUUUACUUUCUCCUUCACGACCAAAGAGCUACAGACUCAGCCCUUGACAUCCCUCAAAGAACGAUUUGAGCAGUUAGAUAUCAAGCUGCUGACCGACUACAGCGUCAAACACACGACGCACGUCAUAUCGAAGAAGCGAAAUACGGCCAAAGGCCUACAGGCUCUCAUAAAUGGCAAAUACAUUGUGACUGAAACCUUUCUCGACGCAAUCUCCUCUGUCACAGAGCCGCCAGACGACGGAGAUGGGCAAGAAUCGAGCUAUUUGGAAAGGGACUUUGACGAAUAUUGGCCCAAGGCCAUGGAACAUCUGCCUCCGCGAGGUAAUGAACCAAUACAGCAUCCAGAUGAGCUAUAUACGCCAGAUGACAGUAGGAAAGACGUAUUUGAAGGAUAUACUUUUAUAUUCUACAGUCAGCUGCAGUACGAUAACCUUAUGGCACCCAUUACCAAUGGCGGUGGGAAGGCCAUGCUGCACCCCAUCGAGCCAGAGGAGACACAAGUUGAUGACUUUGUCCGAUAUGUAAAGGGAGUUGCCGGAGAGAAAGGAACAGGGUCAUUUAAUGAUGGUAGCGAAGGUAAAGGGGUUGUCCUCGUGAGAUUUCUCCCGGCCAAAGGAGAGCUUGUUGGCUGGUAUACCGAGUUCAUCACCGCAGUAUCACUGUUAUUGGACCACAGACCCAUUGAGCAAAAUGAAUUCCUAGAAGCAAUUUUAAUCAACGAUGCAAGCAAAUUACGACGACCUUUGGAAGUCGAAUCGUCAAACAGGUCUCAAAAUUCACGGCCUGCUGAGGCUUCUUUACAAGAACCCAUGGCUCAACAGAGCAGGGCCAGCAUAACAGAAUCACCGAUACUGACGGAACCAUCGCAACAAGAAGACUCCCAGCCAAUCCCAAGGCGAGGGGGUAGAAUGCGGAAACCUGUCAAGAGGCGAUUCGCGGGCUUCGAUGAUGACGAUGAUAUAGCAACAGAUGAACCCCCGCCUCCUCCCUUUGAGCCGGCGAAGCAUCAGACGUUACCGCAUGAGGAUGAGGGUGGGUUAUUUGUCUCACAAGAGCCAGAUGAACCUUUCAUGCCUGACGGCCAGGAUGUCCAAGUUCGAUCCCACAGAAAGAGACCGCCAUCGCCCAUACCAGAAAGUGAUUUGAUGGAAGGCUUGGCACCGUCUGUGGCAAAGUUCAAGCGGCAACGUCUUGAGAGGGGUGACAAUUUUGCCGCACCAUCGCCCCAACCUGAUGAAGAUGUGGUCGAAGCGGCAGAGACCAAGGGUGCAAAAAAGAAAGUGAAGGAAGAAUUAGAUGUUCUAGCAGUUGUCGCCAAGAAUCGCGAAGAGGCGGAAGCUCGAGCUCGAGCCGAGGCUGAGGACUUGGCAAACUUACCGGAAGGUAUUGACUUGGCUGAGAUUCGCCGGCUCAAUAUUGUCGAAGAGGUGGAGGUCCGUAUCCCGGACAGAGCGUCGGGAAGGGACAAAGAGCAGGAAGUCGCAGACGGACGAUGGAAUCCUAAAUGGAAUGGCAUGAAGAACUUCAAGAAAUUUCGCAAGAGAGGGGAAGUGGUGGGCAGGCAACCUGCAAGGGUGAUAAUCGCCCUUACUGAAGUCAAACCCAAAGAAUUUGGAGUUGGCGAUAACUACUGGCUGGAAGAUGAGAGCAAUGACCGCAAGAAGACUACGAGCCAGCCAUCUGCCGUUGUCGCCAGUGAGGCAAGGAACUCUCCCUUUAUGGAUGCACCGCCGACAAGGCGCGGUGCCUCCUCCGCACGAGUCAUCGAUUCAGAGAGUAGCGACAUGGAGGAGAUGGAAGCACCAGAGUCAGAGCAGCCAUCCUCUAGAGCCACGGGAUCGAGAAGGGAUGGGGCUAGUGCUCCAUCGCAGAAGAGCACUAGACAGACUCAGCUCUCGAGCGCACAAUCACGCUCAACCAGCCAGGGGAAGAGGGCGGCGACGGAACCUGCGGCAGCUAAAGACCCGCCUCCGCCGAAACGGACGAGAAUGGCGACAACCCUACUGGAGGUUGGAGACAGUGACGACAGUGACGACGACCUUAAGUUUAGGUUUGGCAAGAGGCGGUAA